CCUUUCUUAUACAUGCUUCAUAUUAUUACAUCACUGCCUUGCAUUACAGGUGUUCGAUGAAUUGCCUGACCCACUUCAUGUGUAAAAUUAUUAGCUCUAAUUAAUUUUCAAUGGAUAUUGAUUCAAUACUAGUUACCAACUUGCCAUUUAGUUACUUUUCAAUUAUAGAACCAAAAUAUUUGCCCUACAAAAAACUUUGUAGAAUAAGGAGUGAUCUUUAGUUAGAAGGCGUCAACAUUGCUUUCCCAGCAUAGCUAGAUUGAAAGCUCUCAAGUUUUUGAGAUCCUAGACUGCCCUUCUGACUUUGGCUUUCUAGUUGUGCACCAACUGAAACAUGUCAUUCUUUUCUCCUCGCCUCUUUGUCUCCACUAAAGUUGGUUCAUCGUCUAAUAUACAUGACUUUGAAUAAUUUUUUAAUAUUUAUUUACUGUGCAAAAGUAACUAUGAAACGUAAAUUUAAAUAGCAUUGACUGAGAGAACUGAAGGAUUGAAAUUGAAUAGAAGGUUGGUUUUUCUUGUUUAGGUUGCAUUGUUAUGUGGUAAUAAAUUAAUACUGUUUAUAUAAAUUGUUUUCUUAUGAUUAUUUUGGGAUCAUUAAGACUUUAGAGAACUUGAACUAGCUAUUGUGAUAUCUGACUAUCUGUAUUCGUAUUUAGUUAAAGUAUAAUUGUUCUUGCUCUCUCUAAGGUUUGAUCUUUGAGGUUAAUGGUGGAUUGGAAAAAAAAUAUUAUACUCACAGAUAACUUCCCUUCUUUUACUUGCUUUAAAAUUUUAAAUGUUAUUUUGUUGUUUUAUUUUGUGCUGAGUAAUUCCAAAUUCGUGUAUUACUGCAACUCUGCAGGAAUAUUUGUCCCCUAAGAAGACCCACAUUGUUGAUUUAUGCUUAAAUUUGAAUUUGUUGAAUGUUAUCUAUUAUUAUUGCUAUAUUUAACUAUAUCCUAGUUCAGUUUGUGACUAAGAUUUAAACAGAUUAAAUUCAACUGAACCAUGGUUGGGAGUGACCUAGACACCAACAAAGUGGAUGGUUGUGUGACUACUGAUGUCCAACAUAGCUGCUUACGGCAUAUGAUUGAUUCCAUUAUGAGCGAAACAUCAUCAUCUUUUGCAGCAACUUUCAUACAAGGCUCACUCCAGGAAGGAGGAGAAAGGAGGAACACCGAUCUGGAAAUGAGCCUCGCUCAUGAACCCAUGGUAUCAGGCACAAGAGAAUCUGCUGUUCAAAAUAGCUGUGCUGCUUCGGCCAUGGAAUGGAGCAUCCAACUUGAGAAGGGACUCCGUUCUAGUAAGCCAGGCGCACCGGCUCAAGCCAUAUUGCAGCUAGGUCGUCACCUUGAGCAUUGGAGCAGAGAGCUUGAAUCAGACGAAUCUAGCAUUGCUCCCAAUGUUAUAUCUGGCGUAGUGCCAGGUGAAGUUAGGCUAUUUGCCAAUGCCAUCCUCUUGCGCCUUGCUGGAGCCUUUAAGGGAGGUGACAAGGAAAUCAAGGUUUCUGUUGUCAAGGCUUUUUCGAAUGAACGAAGGCAUCGAAAUGGUCAGAAGCACAGGGAGUGUAAGGGAUUGCUGUCAAAGGAAAGAGUAGCUAAUCACUUGGAGUUGUUGAAUCAAGUGAGAUAUGUUUUUCAGAAUGGAGACUCAGAGUCCAAGGAACUUGCUUUAAUUCUUUUGGGUUGCUGGGCUGAAUUCGCCCAUGACAAUGCUCAAAUACGAUACUUGAUACUUUCCAGCCUUGUGUCUCCUGAUCCUCAUGUGGCAAAAGCAGCAUGUUUUGCUGCUGGAUGCUUUUCUGAGAUAUCAGAUGAUUUUGCUUCAAUUACACUGCACAUAGUGUACAAUAUGAUGAGUUUAUCUACGGUGUCUCUGCCAGUGAAGUUGGCUGCAGCACAAGUUGUUCCAAAACUGAGGUCUACAUUUGAAAAUAUAUACAAAGCGUACCAGGCAGGUGUACGGUUCCUAUCAAGUAUUUUAGAUGAAGAUGUUUUGGUAGCUGUGCUAUCCUCACUUACCGAACUGUCUUCCCUUUGUUCACCACUUGCUGAAAUUCAGGUGAACUUUCUUAUUUCAUUUCUGAAGCGGGAAACGACUUUACGUGUGCAAGAAGCGAUCUUAAGAUGCCUCCAAUUUCUAUUCCAGAAAGGACUGUGCCAAUAUCCAGCUGAACAUUUAUCUUCAAUUACACAGCAGUAUAACCAUAACUUCACCUUCAACUAGCCAAUUUGUUCUAUAGUCAUCCUUGCUGAUAAUUACAACUAAUUCAUACCAUAGUGCAGCCCUGCAGCAAAACUCUAGUAUAUUUCUGCCAGGUUUAUGCUUUCUAAUUGUACAAGUGUGUAGUAAUUUUAGUUAAUACUAAUCAUAAGGGAAAUCUUAGCAUGUUUAUAUUGUUAUGAAACCAGUUAUUCUAAAAGUUUAAGCUGAUGGAUAAAGGUACAUAAAUACUUAUAUUUCUAAUAUGUAUUUUCAUGUAAGUCUCUUUUAAGCUUCU
Arachis ipaensis is the source of this 2479-nucleotide messenger RNA. NCBI's taxonomy places the organism in Eukaryota, Viridiplantae, Streptophyta, Magnoliopsida, Fabales, Fabaceae. The record is from RefSeq and is a predicted model, not a curated record.